AUGAACCCAAAUUCAGCACCUGGUCCAGAUGGUAUAGGUGGCAAAUUCUACCAAGCAUGCUGGAACAUCAUUAAAAAGGACUUGCUAGCUGCUGUACAGUACUUCUUUUGUGGUCACAAUAUGCCUAAGUUUAUGUCAUAUGCAUGCCUGGUUUUUCUUCCCAAAAAGGAACAUCCUAACAAUUUUUCUGACCUCAGGCCUAUUAGUCUCAGCAACUUCUCAAAUAAGAUCAUAUCCAAACUUCGCAUGAGACUGGCUGAUAUCAUCCCUCUUCUCAUCUCAGACAAUCAAUCAGGGUUUGUAAGAGGGAGGAGCAUCACAGAAAGUAUCAUGCUUGCACAAGAAAUCACUCAUGACAUUAAGAGGCCUAAAGAAGGAGACAAUGUAGUAAUCAAACUAGACAUGACCAAAGCUUAUGACAGAGUGUCUUGGUCCUUUACUUGCUUGGUACUAAGGAGAUUGGGUUUUGGGGAGUUCUUCAUUGACCUAGUGUGGAGAACCAUGAGUAACAAUUGGUACUCAAUCAUUAUUAAUGGCCACAGACAUGGUUUCUUCCACUCAACUAGAGGCCUCAAACAAGGUGAUCCUCUCUCUCCGGCCCUAUUUAUUUUAGGUGCGGAGGUUUUAUCAAGAAUGCUUAACAAUAUCCAGCAGAAUCCUAUGUAUAGAGGCUUUAACAUGGAGUCCAAAGGCCCCCAGAUUAAUCAUCUAAGUUUUGCAGAUGAUGUGAUUAUUUUUACUUCAACAGACAAAGACUCUAUGAGACUCAUCAUGGCCACCUUGGAGGAUUAUGAACACACUUCUGAUCAGCUUAUCAACAAAGAGAAGAGCCAUUUUAUGGUCCCAUCAAACACCUCCCAGGAUAUCAUCAACAACAUACAGGUAGGAUAUCAUCAUCAACAUACAGGAAGUCACAAGAUUUUCACAGAAGGACAGUCCAAUCACAUACGUUGGCUGUCCUCUAUAGAUUGGGCUAAUUCUUCUCUAUGGGGUCAAUUCCUCAAGUCCAAAUAUUACCAGAGAGCCAAUCCAGUCGCAAAGAAGGUGGACACUGGAGUAGGUGCUCUUGCUAAUUACACCACCAACAUUUCCAGCCUCAAUAAUGCCACUACUGCUCACUUUCUAGUCAAUGGAGAAUGGAAUGAAAGAAAGUUGCGACAACAGGUUCCACCACUACUCAUACCUCAUAUUUUGAGCACAAAUUUUCAAUACCAACAAGGAGAGAAAAACACUGCAGUCUGGAAGCCAAACGAUUCUGGAAUUUUUUCUUGUGCUUCAGCAUGGGAAAUUUGCAGACUUGAGAAGAAUAAUGCAGUGAUCAAUUCACAGAUUUGGCAUAAGCAUAUUCCCUUCAAGAUGUCCUUUCUCGUUUCGAGAGCACUUAGAUAUAAAAUACCAACUAACGAAGAGUUGGCAACCUUCGGAGUGGAGCCAGUGAGAUGUUUCUGUUGCAUGCAGAAAGGAUGGGAUGAAGUGGACCAUAUCUUCAAUGAAGGACCCUUUGCAACUCAUAUAUGGACAUUCUUUUUAAGUCCAAUGGGUGUUACUUUCCAACAGUCCUCAUUGAGUAAUCAUCUAUUGAGAUGGAAUGAUAUUCAAGGAAAGAAUGAAGCCCACAAAAUUCUCAUCAAAACUCUUCCCAUAGUGAUCUGCUGGAACCUGUGGAAGAAUAGAUGCUCAGCUAAAUACGGGGGAAAAAAAUUCAGCAACAGCAGGGUCAAAUACAUGAUCCUCAAAGAUACUCUCCACCUGCUCAAAACUAUUUUUCCUUAUAUUUAUUGGCCUGCACAGUGGACAAAAGUAGUGGACCUGAUCGAGAGCUGCAAACAUGAUGUUAAAGUUACUUCAGUGAUUUGGAAAACACCCUCUCCUAGCAGAUACAAGCUUAACACAGAUGGUAGUGCUUUGCACAAUCCUGGGAAGAUAGGAGGGGGAGGCAUUCUACGAGAUGAACAAGGAGAGAUCAUUUAUGCAUUUGCUUUACCUCUCGGUGAAGGGACCAAUAAUCAGGCAGAAAUUCAAGCUGCCAGUUAUGGUCUAAACUGGUGCAUUCAGCAUGGAUACAACAAUAUUAUUCUUGAGGUAGAUUCUGAGCUUUUAACUAGGUGGAUAUUGCAAACCUCUACUUCCCCUUGGAGGAUUCAAAAGUUUGUACAGGAGUUCCAAAACAUUGUUAGCCAAUGUGAAUUCUUUCAAUGUGAUCAUAUAUACAGAGAGGCCAACAGUACUGCUGAUUUCCUGUCCAAGCAGAGUCACAAAAAGACAUCAUCCAACAUUACUACACUUACAAUCAAUUGCCACACGCAGUACGAGGUAGCUAUAUUCUCGAGAAAAUGGGAGUUCAAAGUUUCAGAAGGAAUAGGUUAA
Molecule: messenger RNA, 2367 nt
Organism: Solanum tuberosum (potato)
Lineage: Eukaryota; Viridiplantae; Streptophyta; Magnoliopsida; Solanales; Solanaceae
Exons: 3
Coding region: 1-2367 (788 amino acids)
Molecular function (GO): RNA-DNA hybrid ribonuclease activity; nucleic acid binding
Source: RefSeq, a predicted model, not a curated record